GACUCGUAUUUUGACGUGUACACUCUUGUGAGGACCGGAAGUAGAAUUGGCAUCGAGGAUUUCCUUCGGAUCUAUGCUGUACCGAUGGUCCAUGCAUUUUGGCUAACUUAAAACGUUUGGUUUACAAACGUACCGUAUGUUACGUUAGAGCAACCAGAUUGUAGGUCAACUAAUCUUCGUGAAGUAAAUGCAAUCUGUUGUGGACAAUAAUAAUGUAAUUAAUGUAUCAUAUUAACUUUAUGAUUUCUUUUCACAGUUAGAUGAAAGCGUCCUCUACUGUCGUGCUGUUUGUUAAACGGAAGGCCUUCUUGUUUUAGUAAAAAAAAGUCCUUCCGGAUUAGCCACCAGGUAAUCUGCAUUGUUUGUCAUCAUCAAUCGAGUCCACUAUUUCUGCAAAAUGUCAAUGUCUCACGAAUCCGUGAUCACUUUUCAAAACCAACUCGCUUCGAUUAUGGAUGUUUUGCUGAAAAACGCAGUCUGCGAAAUAACAAAGUUAUUCGAAACCAGUUUAUCUGAAAUUCACUCUAUCAAUGUGACACAACGCGAGAUGGAAGUCUGUGCAUCAAAACUCAAACUGCAGCAAGCAGGUAAAACGCCAGAAACGGAGGAGGAAUACAGUGCAAACAGUGGAAGCAACAAGACGGAGUUUGAGACUUGGGAUGAACACCUUUGCUCUGGUACCAUCGACGUAUUCGGACACUUUGUUUCCAGCGAUAAUGAAAAUGUGACAAAGACGUCAACGGCUGUAACGGAUAAACAGGAUGGUGACAGCCAUUCCGAGGAUCGAGACUUCGAGCAGCGUUGGAACUGCGAUUUGUGGCGAGAUGGAGAAAACUCAAGUUCUGAAGCAAGGAUAACGCAGACCCAGCCCAUCCAGGUCAAACGGGAGAUCCCCGAGACUGAUUCGUGCUGCUCCGCUUGUGGAAAGAUGCCUGUGUCUGUCGGGUCACUGUGCACCGCGUGCACCGGCUUCAGCCACCAGGGGGCGCACGUUGACUCCCAGACAUCAUCGCUUUUACAACCAGGCAUGGAGAGCCUUCGAGCGGCGAUGGAGGAUGUGCAAGCCGCCGUUAAGAGAACACUGCCCGAGCUGGAGGCGGAGCAACUGGGCCGUUUGGUGGAACACCUUACGGGAAAUGCCGGAGUGGAGAGCAGUGGCGAUCUUCAGUAUGUGCGGCUGAAAGAUAUUCAAGACUGCUUGAUGCCGAUCCAGUGCCGGAGAUUUCUUCAGCCCUGCAAGGAAAGAGAGUCCGUUGGUGAACAGGCUCUGCCGAGCUGUUCGUCGUCUCCUCCGCCUUCGGAGUCGCGCGGCGGAUGUAAGAGAGAACCGCCGUCCCCUCCCCUGUGUCCCGCUGCUCUACCUGCCAGCCCACCGCAGGUGAACGUGAGCUCGUCGUGGGUCAGCAUCUUCCAGGUGCCCUGGGAGAGGAUGCCCCCGACCCUCCGGGAGGCCGUGGCCAAAGGUCACCGGCCCAGAGCGGCCGACCGGAGGCUGAUGGUCCGGCUCACCGUCGACGCCAUGCUCGUGUGCUGCCCCAACCCCAACAGGGCUGCCUGCGCCGAAAUAGCCAAAGCCAUAGUGGCGCGGCACCCGGGUACCUUCGCGGACCUGACGGAGGAAGGGGAGAAGCUGGGCAGCGGGUACCACUCCCUCCUCACCCAGCUGAAGACCCGGGUGGAGCACGUGAACAGGAACAACCUCGUGCACCGGAUCCGUCGGCCCAGGAGAACCGGCGCGGGCCAGGACGGCGAGAGCGGCAGCAGGCCGGCCAGGUGCCUGCGCUCCAGAGUCGACGGGUACGGGUGCGUCAACUGGCAGCCCAAGGAGCUCCCGGAAGGGGAGACGGCGGAGUCUCUGGAAGCCAAGAGGCGGACCAUGGCGGCCAUUUUCCAUAGCUUGGGCCCCGACGGCGCGUCGGAGGCGGAGGUGGACGAGCACAUGAGGCUGACGUACGUCUGCCAGCGGCGCACGAUCAACGGGUGCCCUCCUCCGACCGUCGGCGAGGUCCGGGAGCGGUGGCCGUUCCUCUUCACCCGGAGGUGGCUCUGCUGGCACUUCCACACCCUCACCGGCGUCGACGUGGACAGCCGUCUGAGCGAGGCCCUCCUGACCAAGGGCAGGAGGAUCGUGAGCUUCUUUCAGAGCCAGAAGGCCAAGUGGAGCCGGGACGUCCAGCGUCUGCUCAGCGAGAUGCAGGGGGACUUCAGGGGGACCGAGGAGAACCUCACCACCAUCGCUGCCAUUCUUUUGGUGAUGAAACGCUUCAAGGAGAAAGAGGACUCUCUCUUCCUCUCAGCAGAUGCGACUGCAACGAAGGAGGACAUAGAGGAGCAGCUGACUUUGCCAGUCAGCCCAAGACUCAUCAUGCUUGGGAGUAGCCUGCUCACUGCGACCCGGUGGAUGGUUAGCAUGGAGGGCAAAGUGGCCUACGUGCUGGACGGCCAAUCAGAUUUUGCAGCUGCCCUGACCGUCCUCUUCAGCUGCUUUUACGUCUUUAACAUAGAGUACCAGGAGUCGGCCUGCGCCACCCUGGAGCUCAUACAGAGGUUCUUCGCCAGGAUAAACCCGGAGUACGGGGUUAAGUGCUCGGCCAAAGUGGGCGUGAGCCGCAAGUCGGGCACCAUCGUGCAGCGGAAGGCCGCCGCCGUCAACCCGCACGUCACCACCUUCCUCCAGCACCUCAUGGAGUUCGAGUGGAAGACCUCGAAAUAACACUCAGACACACACACUCAGACACACACACACGUCACCACCUUCCUCCAGCACCUCAUGGAGUUCGAGUGGAAGACCUCGAAAUAAAUAACACUCAGACACACACACUGACACACACACACA
Molecule: messenger RNA, 2836 nt
Organism: Anguilla anguilla (European eel)
Lineage: Eukaryota; Metazoa; Chordata; Actinopteri; Anguilliformes; Anguillidae
Exons: 9
Coding region: 398-2713 (771 amino acids)
Source: RefSeq, a predicted model, not a curated record